CUGGAUGAGAGUCUUCCAUUUUCCUCUCAUCUUUGCUAUCUACAUCCGCGUCACUUAUUAAGUAUCGGGCAUCUCCAGACUAAACACUGUUUAACAAAUCAACACCGCCGCAUAUAUCCAGAAGCUGCCGGAAAAUUCACGAACUGGAUAUACAUUAUGGCAAAAAACCCAUUGAAGAGAACCAUAGAGUCUUCCAACGUGGAGGAUCUUAUGGUAGCUGACCAUGUGCCUCCGUAUGACCUGAGUAAUCGAGAUAUUCCCCCACUACCAUUCUUCAGCGAAGGAGCGGUGGACGCUGCAAAAACCGGCAAAUGCCUCGUGGAACUCUUACGCAAAAAUAUACGGAACCAUCCCUACAAAGGAAAAGAAGUCGAUCAUAUGAUUUCCUGGUUGGACCAAUACAAGACCCCCAAAUACCGACAACGCAAUCUGUAUCUAGCACUGGUAGGUCGCUCCGGAGCUGGAAAGUCAUCUCUCUUGAAUGCUCUUCUCGGUCAUGACAUAGCAGAGCACAAUGCAGAGGGUGGCAGUGUGACAUAUGUCAUUCAGGAAUUUCAUUAUCUAUCGCGGCCAACAUCGCAACCUUUCGAAGCCCACAUUGAGUUCCAUCCAUUUGAAGAGUGGAAGGGCAUUCUGACGCGACAUUUCAAUUCAUACAUGGAGUAUCGAGAGCUGGAAGCACGACGGAAACCCAGCUUCAUCCAAGAUUCUUUGGACGACGAAGAUGAAGAUAGCGAUGAAGAAGUUGGAGCUGGAGUAGACGAUGACAAAUUGACGGAAGCCCGGGCCCGAGCUACAGCCACUAUGACUGUAUUGCAUGCCUUGUUUCCGGAACGGUUCCCUUCGCCAGAUACAGCUAGAUUGUUCCUGGAAGAGGCCGCGGCCGAAACGAACCGCGAUAAGUCGGAAAAACUAGCAAUGUUACUUCACGACCUGGAAAAAAUAUAUGAUUCAGUUGGCCUCAACCAGGAUGACACUGUGGUCUACGCGGAGAGUCAAGCAGAGGAUCUGAAGGCCCUGGUUAAACCGUUCAUAACCGAAGACGACCACCCUGCCUUCAUCCCGGCUACAAAUAUCAAAUGUUCACUAUGGGCCAUGGUAAAGCGUGUACGAUAUAAGCUGCGAUCACACGUUCUGAAGACCGGUUGCGUCCUCGUUGACACACCGGGUGACACAGACACGAACCUGUUCCGCGUGGACGAAACUGCGCGAUAUAUCCAAUCCGCCGAUAAAAUCAUCUUGGUAGAUGACUUCAGUCGUAUAUAUACGGAAGAUGGAAACUUCAGGAGAUUACAGCUCGUAGAUUCCAGAAAGGGGCCUGGACAUGUCAUUGUGGUAGGAACCAACUCCGACAAGGCUGAUAACAAAGGCGAUAAGCUUCCCUACACACCCGGAGAAAACGAUGAAUUGAAGGAAAUCUGGAAGCAAAUUUCAGAGAUGAGGCAGGCAAUAAAGGUUCGAGAGAGGGAACAAAAUGAGGCGGAGUUGCAGUCCGAUUACGAGUCUGCCAGGAACAUCAAGGCCGACGUCGCCCUCAAGAAGAAGCUGGAGGCCUGUCUAAGUCGCAGGGCGAACAGCAUCAUAUGGACUGCUCGCCAUCGUCGCGUAUCUGCAAUGUUCCAUACUCAAUACCGGAACCGUACAGGCUAUGAAAAAGUACUGCCAUUCUUCUUGGUGAGCAGCUCUGAGUGGAACAAGAAGCAUCUACUAGGAUAUCAAGUAAAGAAAGCCCCACGACUAAGCAGGGAAGCUACCGGAGUUCCUGGUCUCAUCGAUUACUUGUUGGGCCUACCAACCGAAGCAAAAUUUGCCAGUUUGUGUCAUUGGAUUACCGAUGUCCUUCCUUUUGUCUUGGAUCGUAUUGAGAGUCUGCCCGCGAUCUCCCAUCUUGAACAGAAAGAAAUUGCACUGGAAUAUUGUGAAAUAACUCGGAAGAAUAUGUGUUCGCAGAUCGAAGAUCGCUUUCAGAACUUGGAAGAGAAGGCCCUGAAUAGUAUUGUCGAGCAAUUAGGGAAACACGGACCAACUGCCAUUGAAGCAGCCCGCAAAGUGUGCAAGGAGAAAGAAAAGAAUCUCAGAGCCUCGUCGCACUUAGCAGUACUCAAACGAAAUGGGAAACAUAAGACACCGAAGAUCAGUCAACAAGACUGGAACGAUUCUUUCUUGGAGUCUGUCCGGAAUGGAGUACGGCCAACUUUCAUUAAUGCCGCGGGCCGUGUGGAUGCAAAAGUGAAACAAGUCAACAAAGACUUCCGAUCCUCAAUGGAUGAGCUGGUCGAGAAAUUUCGCAGCGACCCAUCAUCAGGAAGGGCGGUGGGUUUCAGCACGAGUCUCGAUGCUUUUGGAAAAUCGCGCAUCGCUUUCCUUAGGCACGAGGUGGAGCUCACACGAGGAUGCCUUAUCGAUGACAUACGCGACGUUCAAAGCAAGGCUACGGAGAGCGUCGACAACUCAUAUUUUGCGGAGAUUAUGGUUCCCAUCUACAAAACUGUCAUCAAUGAGCCCGUGAGACUUGGAAAGCCGAAAGGAAAAUCACAACACAAGAUCAGAUGUGAAACUCUCGAAUCGAAAGUGUGCAUGCGCACUGGCGGACCAUUCAGCAAAUUGACCAGGAAAGUUGAAUCGGAACUUCGCCAAACCGCCUGGAAAUACCGAGACGAGCUGGCUGAAAAGGUCGGGCAACAGUUUCAACAGAUCGAGGAUGAUAUCCGUCUCGCAAUGGAAGACAACGACGACGACGGAGUUUUCGAUCAAGAGAGAGAGAAGUUUUUCAAGAAGCUUGUUGGGGACGUUCAUGAGGCGCGAAAAUUACUCGAAGAUGCGGAUAAGAAGCUACAGACUGCGAAAAAUCACUGA
This is a messenger RNA of Periconia digitata, 2856 nucleotides long. The record is from the annotation of a GenBank genome assembly. Lineage: Eukaryota; Fungi; Ascomycota; Dothideomycetes; Pleosporales; Periconiaceae.